Molecule: messenger RNA, 222 nt
Organism: Necator americanus (New World hookworm)
Lineage: Eukaryota; Metazoa; Nematoda; Chromadorea; Rhabditida; Ancylostomatidae
Exons: 1
Coding region: 1-222 (73 amino acids)
Source: RefSeq, a predicted model, not a curated record
AUGUCCCAGGCAGGUGCUGGUGGUCUCGUUGUCGAAGUGUGGGCGUGGCCGUGGUUGUGGUACGCGCGCGGGCUGCCCUGUGUGUUCGUUCGUAUCGCCGCCGCCGCCGCCGCCACCGACGAGGCCUCUGCUGCUGCCGCCGCCGCCGCUGCUGCUGCUGCUGUUGGCGGUGGUGGUGGUGAUGGUGCGCCGUCUCCUCAAUAUCGCUCUCCUUCGAGGUAA